Molecule: messenger RNA, 504 nt
Organism: Entrophospora sp. SA101
Lineage: Eukaryota; Fungi; Glomeromycota; Glomeromycetes; Entrophosporales; Entrophosporaceae
Source: the annotation of a GenBank genome assembly
AUGGGAAGAAUUCGUAGAUCAAGAACUCAUAAAAAUAUACGAGAUCAUUAUAGAAAAUACAGAACAAGAAAUUAUACAAAAGAUUUAGAUCAAAUUCAUGAAGAUUUAAAAAAGCUAACCGAUGAAAAAAUGAUGAGAAUUGAAGAAAAAAUAGAGAGUGGAAGUGGUGGAAGUGGAAAAGGAGAAAUAAUAAAUCAGGAAAAUAAUUUUUUAUUAAGUAUUAAAAUAAACGAAAUAAAUAAUAACAGCAAUAAUAGUGUGGAUGAUACAAAUAUUGAGGAUUUAGAAUUACCAGGAUCAGGAAAAUUUUAUUGUAUUCAUUGCGCUCGUCAUUUCAUUGAUUCUCAUGCAUUAAAUGAACACUAUCGUGGAAAACUUCAUAAAAGACGUAUAAAGCUUCUUAAAGAAACACCUUAUUCUCAAAAAGAAGCUGAGGCUGCUGUGGGAUAUUCCACUGAAAACUCUAGAAAUAAAUCUUUAUUGAAUGAUAUUAUCAUCACUUAA